Molecule: messenger RNA, 4909 nt
Organism: Trachemys scripta elegans
Lineage: Eukaryota; Metazoa; Chordata; Testudines; Emydidae
Gene: RAB8A
Product: RAB8A, member RAS oncogene family
Exons: 8
Coding region: 9-668 (219 amino acids)
Biological process (GO): neurotransmitter receptor transport to postsynaptic membrane; cellular response to insulin stimulus; protein secretion
Cellular component (GO): synaptic vesicle; endosome; plasma membrane
Molecular function (GO): GTPase activity; GTP binding
Source: RefSeq, a predicted model, not a curated record
AGAGGCGGAUGCUUCCUGAGGGGCGGGGCCCAGCCCGGUGGAACAUGGCGAAGACCUACGAUUAUCUCUUCAAGCUGCUGCUGAUCGGGGACUCGGGUGUGGGCAAGACCUGUGCGCUCUUCCGCUUCUCCGAGGAUGCGUUCAAUGCUACCUUCAUCUCCACCAUCGGUAUUGACUUUAAGAUUAGAACCAUAGAGCUAGAUGGCAAGAGAAUUAAACUGCAGAUAUGGGACACAGCUGGGCAGGAACGGUUUAGAACAAUCACAACUGCAUAUUACAGAGGAGCAAUGGGCAUCAUGUUGGUAUAUGACAUAACCAAUGAGAAAUCUUUUGAAAACAUUCGGAAUUGGGUCAGGAAUAUUGAAGAGCACGCAUCCCCAGAUGUCGAAAAGAUGAUUCUUGGAAACAAAUGUGAUGUGAAUGAUAAAAGACAAGUUUCUAGAGAGCAAGGGGAGAAGCUAUCUAUUGGUUUUGGAAUUAAAUUCAUGGAGACCAGUGCAAAAGCGAAUAUUAACAUAGAGAACGCAUUUUUCACUCUUGCGAGAGAUAUCAAAGCAAAAAUGGACAAGAAAUUGGAAGGCAAUAGCCCACAAGGCAGCAACCAGGGAGUCAAAAUCACACCAGACCAGCAAAAGAAAAGCAGCUUUUUCCGAUGUGUUCUUCUGUGAGGGACACUGCCUUAACCUGAGCAUCUGCUCAAUCGAACUGGACUGUGCCUGUUCUGAGUGAGAUUUCCUCUGUGUGUGGAUUUAACACUUUCAAUAUGUUGUGUCACACUGUGGCCAUCAGAAUAAGAUUAAGAAAUUGUUUAUUUUAAUAACUGUCUGACUCUUCAAUUUUGGAGAUGAAAUUUUUUAAAUAUUUUUCUGUCACACCUUCCGCUUGGCAUAUGCAUUGUUUAGGGAAGGGAUACAGAUCAAAAGUGACCUCCAAUAGCACCUUUACUGACAAGCUUCACUCUCUGGGCGGGGGUUUAUAUCUAAUGUGUCUAAAGUAGAAAAAUUAAGUUUAAAUGACUUCACACUGAAAUGCCAACAUUAAUAAACUAAUGGUAUGUGUACAUGAUACAUGCAUAUAAAUGUCUAUAGAUACAUAGAGCACAAUCACUUCAAAACAACAAAAAUGCACUUAUUUUAAACAGUUACUUAUAGCUUUCAAAUGGUGGGUAGAAGCUUUCUGCAUAUCUAUCCUUUUGGCUAUCACAGGACAAAAUCAUUUUUGUCCGUCACUAGUUCAGUUCCACCGUUCUAGACAAUCCACCAGUAAAAAUUAAAUGAAAUACAAUGCCUCAUCAGAAAGAAAGAAAAUAUCUAUUUUUUUAGAGAACCAAAGUGUGCUGUAAAUAUAAUAAAUCCUUGAUAUGAGAAGUUUUGGAGGAAAAAAAUUUAUUUUCCCCAUGUUAGGGAGGACCAUCCAUAAUAUAUUUGUCGAAUAUCUAGGCAUCUUUUAAAUUGAGAUAAUUUUAUUCUAUACUCUUGUGCAAAUGAUCUGUGUUUCUAAUCUGUUAUCUAUAGUUCUAGACCAUGGUUCAAAUAUAUAGACCACCUUAUUCAAAAGUAACGAUAUAACUGAAUAACACUAUCAUGGGCUGCAUAAAUUUUUAAUUUCAUAGUUGAGAAUGACUUCAAACAAACCUUUCAUGAUUUAGUGGUUAUUUCUAACUUGUGAAAACAAAAAUGUAUUGCAUUGCUCCCGUAUGAAAAUGCACACUCCAUAGAUUGACACUUUCUGAAAACUGGCUCUUUUUUUUUUUGGCUGACAUUUCUCUUGCUCCCAUGCCAUGAUUGCUUAAGAUUUAAAGUGGUAGUGAAUUGUUUUAAUUAUGUAUGGCAAUGCAAACGAUGAGGUACAGGAAAAUUGGGGUGACCCUUAAAGAAAAUAUACUUCUGUGUAUGUACACUUUAUACACACAGACACAACACAUUCCAAUAUAUCAAACUUAACAGCCAAGCAAUUUUAAGCUCUUUUUAUGCAGCUUUCAGGUUAAUGGUUGUAAAACUGAUUUUAAUUAACUGGAUUUGAAAAGAAGCCAACAAGUGUAAGCUAUUUAGAAGCUGCUCUUUCUGUCCGGUAACUGGCAUAAUGGUAAAAGAGCACAUUUGAAGAGAAUGAACGUAUCAGCAAUGUCCUGCAACUCACUGGAAUUGUUAACAUGUUUUGUUUACAUUGACAACUGCACUUAAGGGAAAAAUAAAUUAAAGCUCAUUUUAAAAUUGAGUUUUUACUCCCUACCUCUCUUUCCUUGAAGUCUGCGUGAAUAUGUUCCAACCUCUUUUCUUGCAGUAGCUUUCACUAGUGUCACUAGAGUUAAAGGUCAAAUAUUAAAAUAUUUUAUAAUAAUGUAACUAAUUCUCCUACAGGCAAAUAUGAGCUCAGCCUUUUGGCUCAAACUGAAUACCAAACGGAAACUAAAGCUUUACUCUCUUGCACACUUACCAUGUAACUUUUUUAAAUGGCUUUUUUCUAUGCUGUCAGCUACCCUUUGUCCAGUGUUGACAUGUUAAACUGAGCUAAUUUUGUUCAUUAAGCCAUCUGCAUGUAACAUGCAUAUUCGAACAAGAAUCAAGUAAGGAUUGUAUAGUAUGAGGACUUGGCAAGCGUGCUGAAUGAUAGACUUCUCUAGAGUAAAAAUAAUUCAGUUAAUCAUGGCUACAUACGCAAAAUAAAAAGAUCCUUUGUAUUUUUGCAUACAGCUAAUACAGAGGUAUAGGAUGGACAUGCAAUGCUAUGAUGGUAGGCUAAAGAAGCAUUUUAAAAACAUUCUAGGUAGUCAUGAGCAGUUGGGGGUGGCUUAAGGGCGAGAUGGUGGAACACUGUUGACAAACAAGAGUCUCUAACAUACGUUUAAAUAUGUUAAAAUGUUUAGUUUCUGUUUCAAAGCAGCGAAUGAGGAAUGUUCAGCCUCCAUCCUUAUACCCUGUGGUAGCUGGGUGUUGCAGUCCAUGUUAUCCUUUGAUUUGUGACUGUAAAAUGGUAGGCAGUCUGAUACGCUAUGCGGCCUACAAUUACAUGGCAUCCCAUGCUACAGAGUUAUCAGGCUUGAUUUGGGAGGGAGGAGGGGAGUAUUCACUUCCAAACAGAGGUUGAAGGAUGGAGUUGUGAUCUUCACUUUUCAUUUUUCUAGAUCUUAAUGGCUUGUACAUUAGUCCUUUUUAAUGUAAGUUAACAUUUUUGUAUGUGAAUGUCCCAUGUUUAUGCAGGUGGUUGUACCUGUUUAUAUACCUACCUUACAGCAUCAUGAUUUUUCUUUACAAUGAUUCUAUUGUACUUAAUUAUAUUUUUGCUCAAACUCAGGAAGUUUCAUGCAGUUAACUGUGAUUUGUUGUCACCACUGUACAUCUAGGAUAUAUAGACUUGACAUAAAAGUUAAAUCAAUUUUAAGCAACAUGAAGGCUGACAUUCUAACAUAGCAAAUAUAUAUAGUGAAUUAAUGUAUACAGUUGGAUACAUGCUUUCCCUAAGUGCCGCUAAACACUGACAAUGCUACAUACAACUUGUAGCACUUUCACAGAUCUUGGAAUUCAGCAUGUAGCUGGACACUUUCACUAGCACUUUCAUAAUUAAAUUGGUAUUCUAGAAAAAAGAUGGUUUUAUAUCAACAUGGCCAGAAGAAGCAACAAAAGAACAAUAGCAUAUUCAUUCAUCACAUAUGUUCAACAGCUACUAUUUGUACCACGCUUUUGUUUAUAGAUGGAGGGCAAAUCUCCAUUUUUGGUGUAUCAAGUUUUGUAAAACUUCAAAGAACUCAUUAGUUACUCAAACGUAUUUAACGCACUUGCUGCAAAGCUUUAGGUGUUUUUAAAAACAACUAAAAAUCCAGCAGUUACUCUAACAAUUGAUGCUUGGCUUGCACAGAAACAAACCUACUUUUCGAGCACAAACUCAAAGACAUUAUCUCAAUUGUCUUCAUUUAAUGACCAUCACAAGAUCUUGUGGUUGACUUGAUCUUUGACGGUGGUUGGAAUAUUUUCAGAUUGGCCCACCCAAACAAAGGUCUCAGACUUUCAAUACCCUAUCUUUCAGUAAUGAGUGAGGGUGCUUUUUAACAUGUUGUCACCUGGAUGUGCACUAAAUGUGGUCACCUGAGUGCACUCAAUGUUUAGCAACAUCAAAGCCUUAUGCCAGCAUCAGGCUUUCAGCCUCAGAUUUAUGAAUCCUAUGGAUUAUUUUAGUCCCCUUACUGCUGAGAAACAUUUGGUCCCUCCCUUUAAGUGGGAUGUUACUAACAACUUCUGUUUGCUGUUAGGGUGUUCUUUCCUCAUACUUUCUCUGGCUGAUACUAGUGCCCAGAGGCCACCAUGGUUUAAAGGUGUUCUCUAGGACUUGAAACAGUUGGGUGGUACACUGAAGAAGAGACUGGCAAAGAGCUGCUUGGAAUAAGAUCUUCAUUUGUACAGGAUGUUUAUAGGGGGAUAUGGAAGAACUGACCAAGGCACACACAAAUUUGUGAUCAUUCCUAGGCAUUGCAAAGACUCAUCCAAAUGAAUGCUGUUGGGUAGUGUGCAGUCUGAUUACUGCAGGGUGACUUCUCCAUGACUGAUUUUUUCAGAUGAUCAGGGUGGGUUGGUGAAUAAGGUAGAUUGGCAGGCUGGUUUCUCUCCAGCCCUUGCUGCAAGAAUUAUAUACUCCCAAUAGAGUGUCGGUCAGGGGUUUAGUGUGACUUGGUCACUAAGGAAAAUCUAAACUCAUUCAUACCAACUUUUAAAAAACCUGUAAACAUUUUUCUUUCAGUGUUUUUUAGGAUGACCACUGUUGGCUGCUCCUUCUGUGACAAUGCCUUUCUUAAAAUGCACUCAUUGGUUUUCAUGUUUGUAUUUUUAAAAGCUGUUAUGUUUAUUAUGUGGUAUUUGUUUUUACUCUGUUGUACAGGACCCUGAACAUUGCAUAAAUAAAUUUCUUAUGAAAAGAG